AUGAAGUCAGUCAUUUUUACUGCGCUUGCUGGCAUUGUUGCCCAACUUCUUCAUUAUGCAUCUGCUGCAUCGGUCUCGUACUGCACUGGCGACGCAAACGACAUCUGCUACAGUUGGGGCGUGACAUCGGCGUCCGGCUCCGCCCAACGUCUGCUCUUUCAGAUCGAGGCAUCCACAAACUAUCAAUGGGUCGCACUUGGAACCGGUAGCAGGAUGAGCGGCUCUGACAUGUUCGUCAUAUACCAAGACGGUUCAGGCAACAUCACCCUGAGCCCUCGGAAGGGAUCCGGUCACAACACGCCCGGGUACGGUGGACUGACAACUGUGGCUCUGACUGCAGGGUCCGGAGUAGCAAACGGCAAGAUGACUGCCAGCAUCAACUGCGGUGCUUGCCCUGGUGUCGACCUCACGGGCUCGGCUUCGUGGAUAAGCGCCUGGAAGACAGGCGGAGCCCUUGACGCUGCGGAUGUUAGGGCCAACAUUGGUAUGCACGACGGUACGGACCACUUCUCUGUCGACCUUGCAAAAGCUACGAUUGAUUCUGGAAACAACACUCUCGGCACGGAUUCUAGUGCUACACCAGCGUCUGGUUCAGGCGGCAGUGCAGUGUAUGGUGGUGGCAGAAGUAAAGACAUUCUCGUCUACUCGCACGGCAUCCUAAUGUCGGUAGUAUUCAUUAUUGGAUAUCCACUUGGAGGGGUCUUGAUGCCUCUGAUGGGCAAAUGGGUCGUACACGCAAGCUGGCAGGUCAUCAUGCUCUUGAGUAUGUGCGCUGGAGUCGUAGUAGGCAAGAUUGCCAGUGAUCGAUUGGGAAUGUGGUUCAAUGAGUCUCAUGUCCAGCUUGGAACAGUAGUCUGUGCAAUGAUGCUCUUUCAAGUGGGGCUAGGCUGGAUGCACCACCGAAACUAUGUCAAGUACCAGAGGCGGAGCUGGGUCAGCUACUGCCACAUAUGGUAUGGCCGAGUGCUGAUAAUCGUUGGUAUCGUCAAUGGCGGAAUCGGCUUGAAAGUUAGCCGUGCACCAAUCACCCAAAUCAUCGCAUAUUCGGUUAUUGCCGCCAUCGUGUUUGCUGUGUACGGCGCAGUAACGGCUUACAGACUCGUCAAGCCGCGCGGAAACAAGAUGGUACUCAGUUCCAGCUCCUCUUUCUGUCUGAAUGAGAGGCCGAGGUGGAGUUAA
Messenger RNA from Akanthomyces muscarius, 1179 nucleotides. RefSeq lists its product as uncharacterized. Lineage: Eukaryota; Fungi; Ascomycota; Sordariomycetes; Hypocreales; Cordycipitaceae. The record is from RefSeq and is a predicted model, not a curated record. The transcript has 3 exons. The coding region runs from base 1 to 1179 and encodes 392 amino acids.